AUGAAAAAUUGUAAAACGAUAGAGACUCAAGAGAUGCUUUAAUGCUCAAAUAAACAUAACAAUUGUCCAGUUAUUGUGAUCUUAUUAGAUAAAGAUCUUGAAGGAGCAUAAAGAUUAGUGUGCCAAUAAUGUAUAGUAAAUAAUUUAGGAUUUAUUAAUGGAAUUUCUAUUACCUAAGGAUUAUGUAGAAUUCAAUCAAUAAAGGAAUAAAUUUUUGAUUCAAUUUCCAUUCACUUUUAAUUAGCUUAUGAUAAAUUGGAAUCUUUUCUAGGAUAAAUUUAGUAAGUUAAAAGAGACUUUCUAUAGUCGAUAAAUCAAAUUACUGAGAACCUCGAUCUUUGGAUGAAAUAAUUGGUAACACUAAAGGAAGGGUAUGAAUAAUAUAGCUUACUUGCUGAAAUUGACAUUCUAACUAAACCCUCUGAUUAAUUGAUAGAAUUAGAAAAAUAAAAAUUUAAAGAUAAAAUAAAAACAAUAAUUGAUUAAUAUUGGACUAAGAUUUUUUAGAAUAUAUAAAUAUUAGAAAGAACCAGCAAAGAUUAAGAAUUAUUAUUCUAAUUGAAUUAAUUACAAGAUUUAAAUUUGGAAACCAUACAAAGUGCAGAAAAUGUUUAGAAUGAAUAAUAAUAGAAAGAAUCUAAUCAAUCUACAAUUAGUUAAGUUGAUAAAUAAAAUCGAGUUUAAUCCCAAUUGAUUUAAGAAGUUAAUUAAUAAUAAUAGUGUCAUGUUUUAGAUUUUAAUAACGAUAAUUCUCUAAUAGCCGCAUCUUGUGAUAAAAAUAUUAAAAUUUGGAAUUUCAGAGAUGGAUAGAUGAUUGAUUAAAAUAUAGUUUUGACUGGUCAUGAAAGUGAUGUUUUUUGUAUUUUAUUUAGCAAGAAAAUUAAUUGGAUUGUAUCUGGUGAUAAAAAUAGUCAAAUAAGAAGUUGGAUUCAGAAAUAAGGUUCUUUUGGAGCAACUUAAUGGGAAAGCUCUUAACCACUAACAUAGCAUAAAUCCUUCAUACUCAGUUUGUAUUUAAAUUAAAAUGAAGAUGAAUUAAUAUCUGGAAGUGGAGAUUAAACGAUAAAAGUAUGGCGAGUGAAUUGUUAAUCAAAUAAAAUUGAAUUCUUAUACUCCCUUUGUAAGCAUAAUGGUGAGGUUGAUAAAGUAAACCUAAAUUCUAAAGAAACUCAAAUGGUGUCUUGUGGAUGGGAUUCAUAAAUCAUUUUAUGGGAAAAGGAUGGCAGUAAUAAAUGGUAAUUUAAAUAUAUUUUAACUUAAUCAAUUCAAGAUAUUGGUAUGAGAAUUGGAUAUUUAGAAGAUGAUACGAUAGUUUGGUGUUAACUCAAAUAACCAUUUUUACAUGUUUUUAAAUUAUAAAAUGGUAAAUUUUAAGAAAGAUCAGAUUUGAAAGUUUAAUUAAAAGAAAUUAUUCCUGAAAAUAACUUUUUCGAUUAUAAUCUAUUUUAGUUAAAAUAUUUAUCAAAAGAAAAAGUCUUAAUAUUCAAGUCAUAUAGAUUUUUAUAUUUUAUGAAAGAGAGUCUUAAUUCUUAACUUAUUUAUCUAUGCA
Paramecium primaurelia is the source of this 1549-nucleotide messenger RNA. NCBI's taxonomy places the organism in Eukaryota, Ciliophora, Oligohymenophorea, Peniculida, Parameciidae. The record is from the annotation of a GenBank genome assembly.